AUGAGUUCUGAGAAAAGUACUUUAUAUGACGGCACCAUUGCCGUGGCCAUCGGCAGCCUCAAAGCGCUGGCUCACAUCGUGAGCGUUGCCGAAGCACAUCCCAACUCGGCCAUUUUUCUGUCAGCUCGGCUACUCCUUGCCAAGAUGCUGGGGCUCGAGCCAGUGGAGUACGACGAGGACAGCCUGACAUCGUAUGCCGAUAUGAAAACUCGCCUCGAUGAGGUGAUCAAGACGCUAGAAGGCGUAGACAAAGAAGUCAUCAACACCCGCUCUGCUAGUUCGGUUACUGUGGGCGUGGGUGAAAACAAGCCUCGCGUGACCUUGUCCACCCCGGCCUACGCCUAUUCAGCAGCACUGCCCAACAUUUACUUUCACGUGUGCAUGGCAUACGCGAUAUUAAGAAGCAGGGGCGUACCGCUGGGCAAGUCGGACUACAUGGACAGUUUCUUUGCUCCAUAUGCAUCUUGA
Akanthomyces muscarius is the source of this 468-nucleotide messenger RNA. RefSeq lists its product as uncharacterized. The record is from RefSeq and is a predicted model, not a curated record. The transcript has 2 exons. The coding region runs from base 1 to 468 and encodes 155 amino acids. NCBI's taxonomy places the organism in Eukaryota, Fungi, Ascomycota, Sordariomycetes, Hypocreales, Cordycipitaceae.